AUGCUGCUGGCUAAAGUUGAAGAUGGUGACCCUAAAGCUGCCAAGAGCAGCAGGGAUCUCAUCUGGGAAUGCUUUCAACAAGUCACAGCCAACACCAACCUGGGCACCUGGCUCAAUGAUGAGUACGGCGACCGCACGAAGAUGAGCGCAGUCCUUGACAGAGUGGUGAUGGAUAGACCUUGCAAGGAACCCAUUCCUGGUUUGGUAGCAAUUGAGCCAUUGCAUACCUUGAACGAAUGCUUCAUUGGGAUCGAUCAGCUGGACUAUGGGCAAAAUGCCAAACAUGGUUACUUUCCCCACAUGGCGACAGUGGCAACUCACUUCAAGAACAUUGUCUAUCGCAACUUCGACCCGUACCGGGAACCACUGUGCAUUCGGUUCGUUAGCACAGGGGAAAGGACUGUGCAACCUUUCUCUGUCAAGUAUGUGGAUGGGUUCACGAAAGGGCUGAUCUGCCAAUCAAUAGCUGCAAUUGUUGACAAAUUGGGCAUUCCGGAAGAAGAGCUCGACAGCGAUGACCUGAAACCGCUGCUGCUGAGUCUUCGCUUCUUCAAGGCGAAGUACACUCACAUGCCCAACCAGGAGGAUUUUUUUACGAAGCACUGCGUGCUCCACUCAGAAAUUGCCAGCAAUCAUCAUCCAUUGUGCUAUGUUGUUAUUGGCUUUAAUGGCCAAGGACUGGGGCAAGAAACAGCAGAGAAGCAACAGCCAUCCGCACUAGAUAUGGUUGGGAUCUUCGAUCAAGCAGUGGCUGCAUUUUUUCAGCACAAUGGGCGCAAAGUCUUAUUUCAGAGUGCACUGAACUCAUGCAUAGCAGAUUUCAACAAGUCAGUGAAGGUUAGAAAGUUCAAGGUGGAUACGUUGAAACGUAAGAUCAUCACGAAUUUGUUGAAAGUCCCGAAAGAGUCAGUUGCCAUCUUGGCAGCUCACUACGACCUACACCGGCACAGCUCUUCAGGCUUGCCUGGCACCAUGCCGCUUUCAGAACGACUCCCACGGCGCUAUUCGACGGGGCCGAACGAUAUCUUUUGCAUUGUGAAGCACCAUAUGUGCGACACUGAUCCUUGCCAACCAGCGCUUCUGGUCCUUCCAGGGGAUGAAGCAACGAAAGUAAAGGAAUUUUGGUCCACCAGUGUUGGGGACACUGGUCUCAGUCCGACAUUGGAGCCCGAUCGACAAAAGGAUCUCCUCGAGUUGGCUGAAACCUUUGCUACCUACCCAAACUUCGAUCGUGCGGUGAUUUACUUGAAGUCCCUGGCAGGGCAAGGCCCCAGAACCCGAUAUCCGGCAAAUGAUUUGCCAUUCCUGAGGUCUGGAGGUUUUCCCUACGAGGUGGUGGCCAAUGGCCAUUUUGUUCCUCAGAACGAUCGCUGCGAGUUGUCCCGGUACCGGGGUAAGGCUGUUUGGAAGGAAAUCCUUGACAUCACACCUGAUGUUUGCACCCUAUACUUCAACAGGGUGCAUACUAUGUUCAACUCCGCUGUGACUGGAGAUUUCACCAGCAAAAUGAAGAAACAGCAGCAGCUCAGCCUGGACACCCACGAGAACAUGAUCGAUGGGAUUUGCCUUUGGGUGUGGUUGCGGCCCAAGAUCGAGGCCCUGGUGUCUGCAGAGUACAUGACAAAGCUGGAAGAUAUGUUCUUCCAAGGGACCCUUGUCGGAAGCAGUGAUGAAGAGCCUACAGUCCUACCAACCAUGCCCAACCUGAUGGACCAGCCGACCUUCUGUGGUGAAGAACAACCAACCCUCUUCCAUGACGAGGCCUCGACUGAUGAGGAUGAUAAAGCUGAGAAACUGUUGGAACAGCAGUUUGCAGAAGUGAGCCAGGAGCAAAAACGCGCCAAGUUUCGAAAACUGUGGCAUCAAUGUGCUACUAAACCUGAUCAAGACUUACACAAACCAAAGGAUGAUGCACGUGGCCAGUCAGCCCUCCCUCAAGAAAAUCGCCAACGACCAGGGUGCCAGGUGAAACAAGUGGAUGGCUUGACUGGAGAAGAGCAAGUUUCGCUUCGAGAUGGACAUGCUGAUCAACCAGAUGGACAAGAACAGGACGUCCCGGAAGCACUACCUCCUGUUCAUCAAGAUCUACAAGGACCAUUGCGCCAAGGAGGGCAACAACAUGACGAGAUGCAGAUGCCUUUGCCUGUUGAUCAAUCUGCGCAACAGCCAAACGCCAAAGUGCCAAAAGAUGGGCAAGUUUCGUCCAGCAAAUCCAGCAGCUCUUCACAGAUGCCACAGCCACCGAACCCACAAAACAAGAAGUUUAUCCCCACUCCUGGCAAUGCUCAAGAAGAACGACUGACAUUGGACACUGACCUCAACGUUGUUUGCAAGGCUGCCCAAGCGGAGUGGGACUGGCAGCGAAUCCCAUUCAUCUUGGAGGCCAUGGGUCAGUCGAAGGAGGCCUUCGUUGUGAACGCCCAGGCUAAGAGCAAAAACGCAUGGCUUGCAUCACAGCAAGCUGCAAUGCUGGCCUUCAAGUCGAAAAACAAGAAAGAUGAAAAGGACGAAGAUGAGGACGAUGAGGCAAAAGAUGAAGACAAUGACAUGGGCGAUGCUGAGGAUGGUGAUGACAUGGGCUUGGGAACACUGCCAACAACAAAUGCUCUCAGUGAUUUCCAGUACAACUUUGAAGCUGAGCUUCGGCAACCAUCGCGCAAUCUCUUGGUGAAGGAUUUGAUGAUUUGCUUUGAUCCCAGUACUGUGUAUGGAAACCGUGCUGCCUUCAUGAAGGGAAUGAUGAUCACAGCCAAACAUGCCUCACCUGGCGGGAAUGUGUUUUGGAAAUCACCUCUGUGGAAGCGAGGGGUCAUUGGUGGUGUGGCCAUGUUGGCAAGAGCAGAAAUGUACAAGCCACCUUGUCAAGAAACGAUUGAAGUCAAAAUGAACGCGGCCUUCACUGACUGCCAAGAAGCCAAACAAGCUUGUGGUGGAACCGAUGUCUUGAAGCGUUUGAUUGCUGGCCUGACGCAAAACACCUCUGUGCAGCGUUUGGCCCUUGUGGAUGGACAUGGCUACGACGCAUUUCCUGCUUUGAGUACUUUGGAGGUCGAAUCUCCCAAAGUUGUUUGCGCAACGGUGGUCAUUGAGUCUGCGUCAACGAAGAAACGUAGGGCAUUGCCGGGGGAAAUCAUUUUGGAUCGCAUUGCUACAUCGUUGUAUGAAAAGUGCAGACUCAAGAGCUUUUCGGUUUCUGGCUUCCCAGACUUUGCCCCAUUGGUGGCUGAGCUCUCAGACACAGCUGGCACUGGGGAUGGUGCACCUGGCCUUGGGGAGGCCUUCAAGGUAACCACCCUACACCCAUCCGGGAACCUCAUUGUGCAAGAGCAAUUCUUUCAACAGUUUGGCAAAGAGGAAUCAGAAACUUGCCUGGAGUUUACUCAAUUGGUUGAAGAGCACAACGAGAAGUACAAUUCUGAGAAUCUGCGGGUGAGUGAGAAGCCUUCCCCGUCAAAGAGGGAUGUUGCAGCUGCCAAAGUCGAGCUGGUCGAACCUGAAGACGGGCAGGAGCUAACGCCCGCCAAGAUGGCUUCCAUUCCCAAUCCGUCUGAGUUGGCUGUGAACAGCCAGGUGAGCCUCAUUGUUUCUGAAGACGGGCGUGAUGCCUACCUGAAAGCGGGGUCAGAGCAAGCUAUGUUGCCCCACCGCCGGGAACUCUUCAGUUUCGGGAGUGGUGUUUGGAAUGAUGGCACUGAUGCAACUCAAGUCAUGGCUGACACAGCUGGAAGUUGGCUGAAAUGCCACGUUGGGUUUGAAUCGAUGAUUAUCCUGGAGAAGAAAAAAAUCCCUGCGCAUCUCAGCGAGUUGUCUUGUCUUGAUCAACCUGUGCCCUUGAAAGACCUGCUCAUGGCCCUGGAAGACCAGGGGGAAGUAUCUUGGAUGAAUGAGUUGCUCUUCACAAACCUUCAAACAUGA
This is a messenger RNA of Durusdinium trenchii, 3915 nucleotides long. Lineage: Eukaryota; Dinophyceae; Suessiales; Symbiodiniaceae. The record is from the annotation of a GenBank genome assembly.